Molecule: messenger RNA, 6611 nt
Organism: Labeo rohita (rohu)
Lineage: Eukaryota; Metazoa; Chordata; Actinopteri; Cypriniformes; Cyprinidae
Product: interferon-induced very large GTPase 1
Exons: 4
Coding region: 211-5094 (1627 amino acids)
Molecular function (GO): GTP binding
Source: RefSeq, a predicted model, not a curated record
ACAGACAGGGGACCUUCCAAAGAAAGACGAACCUUCACAGAUGAUGAUGAUGGACAAAAAUGAACCUCCACAAACAGACGAACCUCCACAAACAGAGGAUUCUCCAAAAACAGAUGAAUAUCUACUAAGACCAGAAUAGCCGCAGAUCUGGAGAGAAAAGCAUCAGACAGAAGUGCUGAGAAGAGAAAAAAUUCACCUGAAAACACAGAGAUGUGUGAAACAGAAAACAGCCCUCAUGAGCAGUUGACUAAAGGUUUUGAAUCAAAGGUUCCCAUAAAGAGGGGGAAUAUAGACACUGGAACAGCAGGAGUCCAUCCAGAUCAACACCGACAGCAGGACAAGACUAAAAGUGAAAAAAUAGACCCUCUAUUUUGCAGACUUAAUCUUAAAAGGAACAACAAACUGAGAGCUGCAGAUGUUCUUCAGAUAACUGAUGAUUCAUUACAAUCCCAUGAGUCUUGUGCUGAAGAGGAACUGAUUCAAACUUUCAUAAGAAAACUACUGAUGAUGAACUACAGAGCAAGAUACAUUAAUGUUAAUAAGGCCAGUGAACAGGAUCAAACACAACAAAAUGACAAUGACUCAUCUGAGGAUGAGGGAAAUAUUUUUGAAUAUAUAUCUGGCAACACCCCUUUGUCAAAAACAAGCCAAUCUGAGCAAAUCCACCCAAUGGAUGUUCAGAUGGCCGUGUUUCAUUGUGCUGAUGGUUUCCUGAAGCAGCUGAUGGUGACUAAACUGUCCCAGUGUCAGUACGCUCUCCCUCUGCUUGUUCCUGAUCCAUUCACACGACAGAUUGAGUUUCCUCUCUGGACAUUCAGACAAAUUAACAAGAGCUGGAAAAUGAAAAUCAAGGAUGAUAAAAUCAUCAGUCAAACCCAGCCGAUCUGCAAGGCAGAAACUCCAGUGGUGUUUUUCUUCAGGUUUGGCUCUGUGUCAUCAUCCAAGUCUCAGCUGAUGAACAGUCUGAUCAAUGAGAAACACAACACGUUCUUCCACAGGAACUGCCCAGGCAGCAGCAAAACCAGAGUCCUGAUGGAUGGAGUGGUGGAGAUCGCCUGGUUCUGCCCCUCUGGGAAAGACAAAGAUAAAUUCACUGACUGUGUAGCUUUCGGUAAUCUACACGGUGAUGCAGGAGACCAUGAGAAACAGCUGCAGAUCCUCACUGAAAUGGCCUCAGUCAAUGUUGUUAUUCUACCACAACUGGAUAAGCAUGACAGAUGUGCAGCACAUAUCCAGAACCUGUUUAAAAAAAAAUGGCCACUCAUUUGUCUUUUAACGGAGGAUGAAUCUGCUGGAAUGAAAAUGAAGAAAGGGAAAUUCAAAAUUGGUCUGAAGGACAGAAAUCAGUCAGAUGUAUCUGAAGAACUCAGAAGAGCUAUAAAUGAAUGCCUCUCAGACUCAUCUUACACUUUAAGACUUGAAAAUGUGUUCACAAACUCAAAGUUUAAAAAUUCAGACAUCAGAGUAGAUGAGGAAGAUGAUGAUGACUGCAGGAGAGGAAAAGAAGCAGCACAGCAGAUGAUGAGUUUACUGGGGAAGAAACAUCUGACAGAAAUCAAAGAAUCAUUUCUGCCUCACCAGGGGAAACUGUGGCAUAAGUGGAGUCAGAUGAACAAAGAACUAUAUCGACUUAAAACAGAUAAGAUAGAAAAGGAAAAAGGUAUGAAAAAAACAGAAAUGAAUAAAAUACGGAAACAGCAACAUAAUUCCGAAAUCAGUGGAUUUAUGAAUUUCUUUAUUAAAGAAAUGCACUCAAAUAAUGAACAUGAGAAGACUUUUUUCCUUAAAUGGCUCAGAAUCCUCCUGGAUGAAUAUACUUCAGUUGACCUUACUGCUCUUCAUCACAACUAUAAUGAAAAGUGGUCCACUGUUGUAAAUCUUAAAAAAGAGAAUCACAAUAAAUCUGAGCAGCUCAAAACUGAGCAAAAUGAACUUGAGAGAAUAUCUGAGGAACUUCAAGCUGCAUCCUUUGGUGUGGAGCACAUCAUGAGGGAGAUCGGUCAGAUCUAUGAAUCCUGUUCAUCUGUGAAGAAGAACAAGAAAGACAUGCAGAUUGACUUCUCUUCUCUCCCGAGUAUUGCAGCAAAGAUGAUGAUCUCUGGAUUUCCACUGGAGCUGAUGGAUGGAGAUGUUGCUCAUGUUCCUCUGGUCUGGAUCUCUGCUGUUCUAGAUCAACUCAUCCAGAAACUGGGAGACCAGAGAGUCUUUGUGCUGUCAAUUUUAGGGAUUCAAAGCUCUGGGAAAUCCACCAUGCUGAAUGCCAUGUUUGGACUCCAGUUUGCCGUCAGUGCCGGCAGGUGCACCAGAGGAGCUUUCAUGCAGCUGGUCAAAGUGUCAGACGAGAUGAAAACACAGAUGAACAUUGACUAUAUUCUGGUUGUUGAUACUGAAGGUCUUCGUGCUCUAGAACUGGCCGGAAGAUCAACAAGGCAUCAUGACAAUGAAUUGGCCACAUUUGUUGUUGGUCUUGGAAAUAUGACAUUGAUCAACAUCUUUGGAGAAAACCCAUCUGAGAUGCAGGAGACUCUUCAGAUUGUUGUUCAGGCCUUCAUGAGGAUGAACGAGGUCAGACUGAAUCCCAGCUGUGUGUUUGUGCAUCAGAACGUUUCAGACGUCACAGCUGGAGAGAAAAACAUGGAGGGAAAGAGACGACUUCAGGAGAAACUGGAUGAGAUGACAAAACUCGCUGCUAAAGAUGAAGUCUACGAUGCAGAAUGUUUCAGUGAUGUUAUUAAAUUUGAUGUUCAGAAUAAUGUGAAGUAUUUUGCCCAGCUUUGGGAGGGCAGCCCACCAAUGGCACCACCAAACCCAAACUACUGUGAGAACAUUCAGGAACUAAAGGAAGCUAUUGUGUCAAAUGUCUCGAAAUCACAUGGAAUGAUGCUGAAAGACUUAAUAGAUCGUAUUAAAGAUCUCUGGGAGGCCUUACUGAAUGAACGAUUCGUCUUCAGCUUCAGAAAUUCUCUGGAGAUUUCAGCCUACAGACGACUGGAGACUGAAUACAGCAAAUGGUCCUGGAGUCUUCGUAGUGCCAUGAGGGAAACUGAGAACAAAUUACACAACCAAAUAGAAAAUGAAGCAAUUCAUGAGGUUGACAGAACUGAUCUUCAAGGAGAACUGGAGAAGACAAGUAAAGAAGUGAAAAAAUCUAUGUCAGAAUUCUUUGAGAAAGACAAAGAUAAAGAUAUACUGAUUCAGUGGAAAAUAUCAUUUGAAAUCAAAAUCGAAAAUGUAGAAGAAAAUAUUGUGACAGAAACAAAGAGGAAAUUAAAUGAGAUUCUUCAGCAGCGACACCUGAAGAAAAAGAUUGAUGCUCAGAGGACACAACAUGAAAACACUCUCUAUGAAAAGAGUAAAAAACUUGCCUUAAAACUCAGAGAUGAAGAUAAGACUAAUGAUGAAGAAACACUGAAGAAAGAGUUUAAUUUGUUUUGGGAAGAAAGUGUGAAGAAGAUCAUCACAGACACUCCUUCAAUCAAAGACACUGACAUAAUGAGAGACAUGGAGGACAUCCUCAGUAACAGCUAUGAAAGUGUUCCUGUAGGCCACUUGAGGAAAAACAGUGAGUACAACAAUGUGGUUACUGUACAGAGUUAUUCAUAUUAUGUACAAUUUAAAAAACCCAGUGGAAAGAUGGAACAAGUUGGAGACACCCUCAAAGGGUGGUUUGGUAUUGGUCCUCUGUCUAAAGACGAUGAACUUCAAAUAAGAUCAUUAGUCACAGAUGUCGCUCAGCAAACAGACAAAAUUAUUCAGUCAUUUAACAUUUCAAAGAUGGGCUACAACAAUAGCUGCAUUCAACAACUCAUAGACUACAUCAAGGCAAGAAUUAUACAACAUGAAGGAGGACCAGUGAAAUAUGUAUUUAAGAAUGAAUUCUUCAUGGAUUUGGUUCUGUGGAUCUGUAAGAGAGCAAACAAGAUGAUCACUGACCAACACAGACUGUUCAGAGAUGCCAAUGAUCCUACAACAUAUGUUGAGAAGAAGAAAGAUGAGUACUAUAGUAUUUUCAGGAAAUACUGUCAUGGAACAACAUCAACUGCUAUUUUUGCUGAGAUCAUCUGUCAGAAACUUAAAGAGCCCAUUGAGCAGAGUGUCUACAAGAAGACUGCCAGAAAUUUAGCAGAUGAAAUGAGCUCAAACUGUGAAUCAUUUAAUGGAAACAGAUCAAAUUUGGAGAAACACAUCCUGAAGAGACUAGCUGAAGAGGAGAAUUUUGACAAAUACAUGGACUACAUUAAAACUCCCAGAGAUCAUUUCAAGAGUUUUAUCAGAGAUGAAGUCAGUCGGUACAUCACUGAUAAGUUCAGUGUCAGUGUUUUACCCAAGAUAAAGAAGAACACUGAACUCCUGAUGACAACGAUCAUGGACUCAGCAUAUAAAUCUGCUGUUCAAGUGAACAGAGGAGAUGUUGGUUUGUGGUUGGAGAGUUUCACACAGCAGCUGAAAGAUGUGUUGAUCUUCUCUGAAAAAGACCUCAGUGGAGUGAAAUGUGAUGAUGUUAAUGAUUUCAAACUCCUAGAAGGUGUGAUAAGAAAGAAACUUCCUGACAUAAUGUCUGAGAUCAGCAGCAGGCUCAAAACAAAGACGUUUGAAGAAAAACUGGACUAUAAGUUCAGGCCAGAUGAGCUUCUGAUUGAUCACUUGUGUCAGUGCUGUUGGGUUCAGUGUCCAUUCUGUGCAGCCAUCUGCACCAACACCAUAGAAAACCAUCCUGGAGAUCACAGUGUUCCUUUCCACAGAGUUGAUGGAAUCAAUGGAUGGUAUUAUCAUAAAACAGAUGAUCUCAGUGCUGUUUUUUGCACAUCUUUAGUGACAAGUAGUGAAACAUUUUGUGUUUCAAAUACAUGGUUUAAAUGCAAUGAAUACAGAAAAGCAGGAGGAGUUUAUGCAGAGUGGAGCAUCACUUCUGACUGCUCUGAGCUGUCCUACUGGAAGUGGUUUGUGUGUACAUUCCAGGAAAAGCUGGAAAAACAUUAUAAUAAAACAUUCAUGGGUCAUGGUGAGAUUCCACCUGAAUGGAGAACACACGAAAAACAAGAUGCUAUUCAGAGUUUAGAAAAAUUGAGUGUUACACCUAAAACACAUGAAUAAGAUUACAUUAUAAGACUCCAAAGCUAUUUAUUUUCCAGGGUUUUUUUUAUUAUUAUUUUUAUUAUUUAAAAUCAUUCAUUUAUCCAAAAUAUAAAUGACAUAUUUAGGAUAAAUUAAUGAUUUGAUAUAAUGAAUCAUAUGUUUGUGUUUGUAUUAAGAUAUUUAUAUGUAUGUUUGUAUCUUCAGAGUACAGACUUGAAUUAUUGAAAGAUAAAUUUAACAUAAUACAAAGAGUUUGACCUUUUCCUGUCACUUAGGCACAGUGCUUUCUUCAUGCAUUUCAGAAGACUUCUUGCAUUCUGCAGAGAUCCAACUCCUUUCCAAUCCCACAUUCUUUCUUUUAGACAGAUACAGUAAUUAGCUAAACUUAUUGUAACUUAUUAAAAUUUUAUGUUCUUAUUUUAUUUUUGAUUCAUUUAUUUUUAUUUUAAUUGCUAUAAUUUAACUUUUUCAUAAUUAAAAUUGGUUGGACAAAACUCUAAUGAUUGGAUUUGGGUACCAGUCAAAACAUAUUUUCUGAAGGGGUCUAGUAAAGAGAUUGAAUCCAGUUGAAUGCAAAAAAGGUUCAAGUCUUAAUGGCUCAUGUCUCCCAGCUAUGGAAGUGAAAUAAUGACAAAUGUAUUUGAAACAAAAAAAGCAUUUUGUAAUGCCCUAAUUGAAAAAAGUCCAUUGUCUAUAGUCUAUUGAACUGCGUGAAGCAUUUUCUUUAUUUCUGAAACAUUUAGCAUUGAAACCUUGCGCAUUGUGUUUUUCUGGCCUCAUUUGCUUACCUGUAUAUUGUUUGCAUCAUUAAUAAGAAAUAGUGAGUUGUUUGUUCUGUAAAUCAGCAUCGGAGAGAAUACCAUUAUAAUAUCCUUCGCAGUAGAAGCUGCAUACAUGUAGACUAGCUACAUGGGAAAGAAGUAACCGUAAAGACAUUGAAUUAAAAGUCCCUUAAAAUCAUGACAUAUGACCAAUUGUUUCUUUUCUGCAAAUCAGUAUUUGUGAAUGAAUGGCUUGCUUUACCUGUUGCAUUAGUCUUCAUCACCAUCAUUGUAGGGUGAGCGACUAAAAGAGCUGAUGGAGAUUAUGCAUCUGUAUUCUACUGCUGUAGUAUAUUAUAGGCCAGGGAUAGGCAACGUCGGUCCUGGAGUGCCGAUGUCCUGCAGAGUUUAGUUCCAACCCUGAAAAAAACCUCACCUGCCUGUAACCUUAUUAAUCCUGAAGACCUUGGUUAGCUUGUUUAGGUGUGUUUGAUUAAAGUUGGAACUAAACUCUGCAGGUCAUCGGCACUGCAGGAUUGACGUUGCCUUCCCCUGCUACAGGCUGUAGUUUUAAAAAGACUGAACAUUUCUGAAGUCUACAAGGUGAAUAUGGAUUAUUGAAUUUUUGAUAAUAAAAAUGUGUGAAAUUAUCUGAAUUCACAGCUUUAACUAUGUUGAAUUCUAUGGUGAACUAUGUUUAACUUUGUUGUAAUAAGUGAAGCUUGUAAUGUUUUUGUUGUUUAAUCCUCCUCCGAGAGAUCAUGAGAGAAUAAA